Messenger RNA from Acanthosepion pharaonis, 948 nucleotides. The record is from the annotation of a GenBank genome assembly. NCBI's taxonomy places the organism in Eukaryota, Metazoa, Mollusca, Cephalopoda, Sepiida, Sepiidae.
AUGUCCAGGGACACAAUUAUCUGGGACGCAAAUAUCCAGUUACUUUCUGCUUCCCUUUGCCCUCCUUUCCUUCAAUGUCCUGUAACUAUCAAAUUAUCUAAACACUCAUUCCUCAUUUCAACUCUCUUUCUCGCUCUCUCUUUUCUCUCUCUCGUCGUUCUCGCGCUCUCUCUUUUCUCUCUCGUGCGUUCUCGCGCUCUCUCUUUUCUCUUUUGCGCGUUCUCGUGCUCUCUCUUUUCUCUCUCUCUCUCUCGCGUGCGUUCUCUCUCUCUCUCUCACUCUCGCGUGCGUUCUCGCUCUCUCACUCUCGCGUGCGUUCUCGCUCUCUCUCUCUCGCGUGCGUUCUCGCUCUCUCUCUCUCGCGUGCGUUCUCUCUCUCACUCUCUCGCGCGUUCUCUCUCACUCUCUCUUUUCUCUCUCUUUCUCUCUCUCUCUCUCUCUCUCUCUUGUUCUCGCUCCUCUCUCUCUCUCUCUCUCGUGUUCUCUCUCUCUCUCUUUUCUCUCUCACUCUCUCUUUUCUCUCUCUUUCUCUCUCUCUUUCUCUCUCACUCUCUUGAACACGUGCACUCUCUCUCUCUCUUUUCUCUCUCCCGCAUUCUCGCUCUCUCUCUCUCUUUUCUCUUGCGCGCUCUUUUCUCUCUCGUGCUUUUCUCUCUCUCUUGCGCACUCUUUUCUCUCUUUCUCUCUUGCACACGUGCUUCCUCUCUUUCUCUCUUGCACACGUGCUUCCUCAUAUUUCUCUCUUGCACACGUGCUUCCUUUCUCACUCUCUUUUCUCUCAUGCGCACUCUCUUUUCUCUCUUUCUCUCUUUCUCAGUAAGAAAUCUAACCCUUCCUAAUUCAGAGGAAUGGAACUUCUCCCUCCCACCGCCACCCUGCAAAUCCUAUGUCACCCACUUCUACCCAUCUAUAUACAUGCUUAGACAGCCAUACACACACAAACUCUGA